Messenger RNA from Myotis davidii, 888 nucleotides. Its product is annotated as transmembrane protein 180. The record is from RefSeq and is a predicted model, not a curated record. Lineage: Eukaryota; Metazoa; Chordata; Mammalia; Chiroptera; Vespertilionidae.
AUGACACUUUUAAGUACCAAGCCCAUUGCUUGGGCUUACUCUAUGAUAAUGUUAGGGAUUGAAAUGCUAAAUUCUUUCUUCGAUUUUCACUCUGUGAAUUUUUUACAUCUGUACAAGAUUUCAGAAGUGGCCUUUUCCCAAGCCCAGAUAAUUUUAAUGAUCUGGAAUGCUCUUAAUGGGUAUUUUUACAAUAACUCGAAAGCCGUCUGCUGUUCCAGCUGUCACAGCUGUUUUUUGUAUGGUGCCACUUUAUAUGCAAUAGCCUUCCUGCUUCCUUGGUUCCCCUGGAAAUACUAUCACGAAUGUGACUGGCUCAGUGGAUGUCACCUGAUGGCAUCAUUGUGUGCUUUCCGGAGCAUGCCCACCUUUAUUCAGCAAGCAGAGUGUGCCCUGUUUGCUGAGGUUUUCACUAGACAUGAAAGUCGGCCUCGGCUUAUUAAAUUAACAAUGGCUGCACUGGCAGGAUCUACAAGCAUCCUUUUCUGUGGCCUUAUCUCUGAUGACAUGGAAAUGGUGCUCAGUUUCCAGGCCGUUGCUGUUGUCCUUGCCAUCCUUGCUGCCGCCAGCCGUUACACCGGCCUGUAUCCCAUGCGGGGCUUCGAGCUUAAAAGAAGUCCCGAGGAAAACCUGGAUCUCCCCGGGACCUCCGUCAUCUCACAGAUGAAACAGGUCCUGACCCAGAAGAACUUUUGCCUCUUUCUGAUAAUGGGUUCUUUCCAAGUCUUUCAUUCAAUCGUCAGUAACUUCAUGACGAUCUUCGCAGAGGAGCUCAUUCCCAAGGAGGCUCUUCCUCCUUCCAGCAGGAGCAUCCUGUGCGGAGCAGGCUUCAUCCGCCCACAGGGAGGUGGUGGUUAUUCACGGAGCUUCCUGCAGGGCUUGAAGGUCUAA